Messenger RNA from Rhinocladiella mackenziei CBS 650.93, 1965 nucleotides. RefSeq lists its product as uncharacterized. Bases 1 to 1965 code for a protein of 654 amino acids. The record is from RefSeq and is a predicted model, not a curated record. NCBI's taxonomy places the organism in Eukaryota, Fungi, Ascomycota, Eurotiomycetes, Chaetothyriales, Herpotrichiellaceae. The transcript is spliced from 2 exons.
AUGACGCUUACCAAUGACGUCUACAGCAGCAUCUCCAACAGUUCGACUGGUAGCAUGACCAAUGAUAUAUCGAACGGGAUAACCAACGGGGAAUCUGGUUAUCUGCACAAUGGCGACAAACCGUUUCGCAGGCGCCCGAUCGUGGUCGCAGGUUGUUCUGGAGGCACCGUUGACCGGAGCAGGGCCCUUCUCGAUCUUUCCAAGUUGCCCGAAAUCGACGUGAUCACAGGCGACUGGAUGUCUGAGGCUGACAUGACGGUCAACGGCACCCGGAGAUCGCAAUUGAAAAAGGAGAUCGGCUCGAUAGAGGCUCUCGGGCUGUCUCGAGAAGCCUACCACGGCAAUUUUCUGGAGAAAAUCCAGCCCGCUCUCAAGUACCUCGCACAGAACAAUACCAAGGUUGUCUGCAAUGCGGGGGGGAGCAAUCCUCACGGUCUGGCCGAGGCGGUCAAGGAACUCAUCAAGCAAGAAGGGUUGACCCUUCGCGUCGCUUGGGUCGAGGGGGACGACGUGACCGAGCCGGUUGUGGAUUUGAUCCGGUCUAAGACGGUAGAGUUGACCAACAUCACGACAGGUAAGGAUAUCCACAGCUGGGGGUUUGAACCCAUAUCCGCACAAUGCUAUCUAGGGGCUUCGGGCAUCGCUCAGGCGUUAAAGGACUCAGACAUUAUCAUUUGUGGCCGGGUCGCCGACUCGUCCCCUUGCAUCGGAGCCGCUAUCUGGUGGCAUGGAUGGGAAGCCGACAAUUACAAGGCGUUGGCAUCGAGUCUGGUCGCCGGCCACCUAAUCGAGUGCAGCACCUACGCCACAGGGGGUUGCUACUCGGGAUUCAAGAAAUGGCAGGGCAAGGCGGUGGAUCUGGGCUUUCCCAUUGCACAUAUCAGUCAUACCGGGGAUUUCGAGAUCUCCAAGGAGCCCGGCCGGGACGGCGAGGUCUCGGUGGAGACCCUGACGACGCAGUUAGUCUACGAAAUCCAGGGCCCGUUGUACUACAACUCAACCGUCGUUGCGUGUCUCGAAGGCAUCCGAAUGGAAUCAGUCGGACCUGACCGAGUCCGAGUCACCAGGGUCGAAGGUCUUCCGCCGCCGCCGACGACAAAGGUCGGCAUCACGGCAUUGGGCGGUUAUCGCGCUGAGUAUCACAUCUAUCUGACCGGUCUGGACAUUAAGGAAAAGGCAGAGAUGGUCAAAACGCAGACGAUAGCCGCGAUGGGCCCUAAGGUCCACCAGCAAUUUAAACGGCUGGAAUUCCAAGUAGUUGGUUCCCCGGACCCGGAUGCUCGAUCCCAGGAUGCGGCGACCGUAGAUCUACGAAUCUUUGCACAAGCGUCGGAUCCCGAACUCCUAGCGCCGGGCAAGUUUCUGACCUGGUGUAAAAUGAACAUCCUCCAAGGUUGUCCGGGACUGACCCCAGUUACAGACCCCCGACAGGGGACGGCUAAGCCUUACUACGAGUACUGGGUUGCUCUGCUGGACCAGUCCCUAGUGAAGGAAAGCGUCCAUCUACAUGAUGGCGAGGUUCUUCACAUCUCUUCUCCCGCCGUGACACGGACGUACCCUUCUCAGCAAAAGUCCUACGAUCCCAGCGACCCUGUGUCGGCCGAGACUUGGGGCCCAACCACUCGAGUGCCUCUCGGUUAUGUCGUUCUCGGACGCUCCGGAGACAAAUCAUCUGAUGCCAACCUUGGCCUGUUUGUGCGACACGAUGACGAGUGGGAUUGGUUACGCUCGACGUUUACCAUCUCGAAAUUGAAGGAACUCCUCGCAGACGACUACCUUGGCAAGCCGAUCGACCGGUUCGAGAUCCCAGGCCUGAAGGCUGUCCACUUCUUGCUCCACGAUCAUCUCGAUGGGGGAUAUAGUGCCGGAUCCACGUUGGACUGUCUGGGGAAGAAUUUGGUCGAGUACAUUAGAGCCAAGGCCAUUGAUGUACCUGUCAAAUUCGUGGAGAGGGGAAGAAUCUAG